Nelumbo nucifera (sacred lotus) is the source of this 1165-nucleotide messenger RNA. RefSeq names its product NAC domain-containing protein 90-like. Gene Ontology annotation, biological process: regulation of DNA-templated transcription. The record is from RefSeq and is a predicted model, not a curated record. Lineage: Eukaryota; Viridiplantae; Streptophyta; Magnoliopsida; Proteales; Nelumbonaceae. Gene Ontology annotation, molecular function: DNA binding.
AAUUACAGAGAGAGGAGGGAAAGGACGAAACGAGAGCGAGUGGUGGCUUCGACUUACAAUCGAAUGGAACAAACAACGGAGAGAUCCAGAGCAUCAAUGGAGGAUCUCCCACCAGGUUUUCGUUUCUAUCCAACGGAGGAAGAGCUGAUUACGUUUUAUCUGGGUAGCAAGCUCGAAGGGAAGAGAGACGAUUUGGACUGCGUAAUUCCAGUGCUGGACAUUUACGAGCUUGAUCCAUGGCAGCUACCACAGCUUUCAGGAGUGCUGUGCCACGGAGACCCAGAGCAGUGGUUCUUCUUCACUCCUAGACAAGAGCGAGAAGCUCGGGGAGGGAGACCUAACAGAACCACGAAUUCUGGAUACUGGAAGGCUACGGGCUCUCCUGGUUACGUGUAUUCAUCCAACAGUCGAAUUGUUGGUCUGAAGAAAACCAUGGUUUUCUACAAAGGCAAAGCACCCACUGGAAGAAAAACCAAGUGGAAGAUGAAUGAGUACAAAGCCAUCCAAGCAGAAGCUACUUCAUCCAACAGUGCAACUCCAGUGUUAAGGAAAGAAUUCAGUCUGUGUCGAGUCUACGUGAAAACCGGAUGCUUGAGAGCUUUUGAUCGACGCCCUGACGGAGCCACAACAAGCGAGGCGCCCGAGCAGCAAGCUCAUCAUCAUGUGGAUAGGAGCACAGCAUUUCAUCAGAAUCCUCCAUCGGUGGAUAAAACCAGCAGCUCGCCUGAGAGAUCACCCUCCGGCGACGUCCAUGCUUAUCAGUCUGAUCAGCUUGGGGACUUUAUUAAUUGGGAGAUGGCUGACGAUUUCCAUCCUAUAUGCCCAUGGGAAUUGGAUCAGUUGAACUGGGUCUAAAGGGGAAAAACCCAAAAAUGAAAAGGAAAAAAAAAAAACAAACAAACGGGUCUCCUCUCAUUGACAGAAUCUAACCAUAUAUUGACAAAAGAAAAAAAAAAACAAGGAUCAGGGAAAGGAUAUAGGAAUUUUACAUUGCUCUUUACUACCAAAAGAAUAUACUGUUUUACUUUUAAUAUGAUUUAAUUUGGUUUAUUUUUCUGGGGGGAGGGAGAAUGGAAUUGAAUUGAAUCGCAAGAAAUGUAAAUUCCAUUCAUGGUGGAAAUUGAUUUGUUUGUGAAAUACAAUACAUGCAAUUUGCAUUAGGAAA